Fraxinus pennsylvanica is the source of this 1104-nucleotide messenger RNA. NCBI's taxonomy places the organism in Eukaryota, Viridiplantae, Streptophyta, Magnoliopsida, Lamiales, Oleaceae. The record is from the annotation of a GenBank genome assembly.
AUGUUUAGAGAUGUAAUAGGAGAUCUGGGCUUCAUGAACUGGCCGCCGGAGAUGAAAUUUUCCGUUGAAAUUCCGGUCAAUUUUGAAAACCUUACCGAUUUGUGCCACCCACUUGGAAAUUUUUUCUAUUCAGACUCGGCCGUUACUUCUGUAUUUACCGCGGCUUGUUCCUUUCUCGUGCUUAGUCUACCUGCAUGGCUACUUUAUUGUAAGAAAAAGAAGAAAAUCGAUGGUUUAGUUAUUGCACCAAUGAUUACUAGGAGUGAGGCUGCAGGAGACUCGCCGGAGCAGUUGACCUUCGAACCCGUGGACAGCGACGUUUCUGAUGCGGAAUAUGCAGAAGAAUUGCAGUUCCAAGAAGCUGUACUGGCUUCUAUCCUAGCUUCUAAAAUAGAAAACACGGCAACUACAUCCCUCCAAGGAGGCCUAAUUAUGUAUACCAAACCGGUGGAGGUGGAAAAUGAAGUCAUGAAUUCACUCACAAGCUUCUGUGAAAUUUGUUUGGAAAAUAAAGAAAGCUGGCAGAUGUUCACGAAUGAUAGUUGUUCCCACUCGUUUUGCUAUGACUGCACUAGUAAGCAUAUAAUGUCAAGGAUAGAAGACAGGGUAAAAAUUAUCUACUGCCCUGCACUCAAUUGCAACACCACACUAGACGCUGAUACAUGCAGGCUGAUGAUCCCAAACGACGCACUCAUACAGUGGGAUGAGUCACUCUGCCAGUCACUGAUCCCCGAAUCCCAGAAAGUGUACUGUCCUUUUAAUGACUGUUCAGCCAUGUUUGUCAAUGAUUCUCGGGCCCUCAUUACAGAGGUAAAGUGCCUCGUAUGUCACAGAUCAUUUUGUGCAAAGUGUCGGGUUCCAUGGCAUCCGGAGUUCACCUGCAAGGAAUUCCAGAAGUUGUACUCCAAAAGCGGAGGGAAAGACGAAGUGAUGGUUAAGACUCUUGCGAAGAAGAAAAGUUGGCAGAAAUGUCCCAAAUGCAAGAUGUACGUCGAAAAGAGCGAUGGUUGUAUACACAUAACAUGCAGGUGCACAUACGAGUUUUGCUACCAAUGCGGAUCAAAGUGGACUGGAUCUCAUUCCGGUUGCCACCGGAAUGGUUGA